Lepisosteus oculatus (spotted gar) is the source of this 2259-nucleotide messenger RNA. NCBI's taxonomy places the organism in Eukaryota, Metazoa, Chordata, Actinopteri, Semionotiformes, Lepisosteidae. The record is from RefSeq and is a predicted model, not a curated record.
GUACCGUUAAGACCAGGUAUUUCACCUGGACUGCUUCGGGAAGAUGCAUAUCUGGAUAAAUGAGCAGGAAAACCAGUAGCUUGGGACAAAAGCAGCCCCGAAUGAAUGACUAAUACAUCCGUUGUGUAAACCUCUAAACUACGGUUGAAAUGAAUAUGUGCGUCUGCUGUGUCUGUAGGACUGUAUUACACAUCGCUUGCUGCCUCCGUCUUGCUGCCUGCUGUCCCUGCAGGGCUGUGCGCUCGUCUUUGAUCGAGAGUCUCAGGGCCUGGCGUGCCCGCCUGCGAGAAUGCCCACUUACUGGAGCUCACAGCCCCCCGGCGGUGUCGUCUGCUGUCCCAACGCCUGGGAGUCGUUUUGAGUCACUCAGCGUCUUUAACCGAUCGCUGACCGGAGCCCUCAAGCGCACGCGUGCGAAUCAAAACAGAACUCGGUCCCAGAUUGAAUUCUACUGUGCCACCCCCCAGGCCCUGGAGACGUCCAGUCCUAUCUCACGGAAACCAUCUCCGAGCGGAGGUGGUGCUUGACCUCUGCUCUUCUCUUUGUCCUUUAGGAUCGGCGCGCCAGGAACCCAGCCCUACGGCCAGACUCUCCGCAGAGCAGGAGAGAGAGACGCACAGAGCGCCUGGACUGGACUUCGGCAGAGGCCACACCUGAAGCACGCCUCCCGGGCCCGGUCCAGGCUGGAUCGAGCCCCCCCCCGGGAGAGCAGCGCUCGCAGAUCUUCGGUGCCGUUUCGGAGGAGGAUGCCGGGCGAUUCGCGCAGGCGCUGACUGAGCACCGGGGCCGGGGCGUCCCCCGAAGGGCAGGGAUGGCGGCGGGCAACGGGACGACGGAGCCCCCCUCGGACCCCCCGUUCAACGCCUCCCUGGGCUACGGGGAGCCGGAGCAGGACGUGAGCAAGAUCGUCAUCCCCUCCAUCUACGCCCUGGUGUGCUGCGUGGGGUUGACGGGCAACGCCAUGGUCAUCUACGUCAUCCUCAAGUACGCCAAGAUGAAGACGGCCACCAACAUCUACAUCCUGAACCUGGCCAUCGCGGACGAGCUCUUCAUGCUGAGCGUGCCCUUCCUGGCCACGGCGGCCGCCCUGCGCCGCUGGCCCUUCGGCGCGCUGGCCUGCAGGCUGGUGCUCAGCGUGGACGGCAUCAACAUGUUCACCAGCGUCUUCUGCCUGACGGUGCUGAGCGUGGACCGCUACAUCGCCGUGGCCCACCCCAUCCGCGCCGCCCGCUACCGCCGGCCCACCGUGGCCAAGGCCAUCAACGUCUGCGUGUGGGCGCUCUCGCUGGUGGUCAUCCUGCCCAUCAUCGUCUUCGCCGGCACCGUGCCGCGGGGCGACGGCGGGGUGGAGUGCAACUUCCUGUGGCCCGAGCCGUCCUGGUCGGAGGCCUUCGUGGUGUACACCUUCCUGCUGGGCUUCCUGCUGCCCGUGGCGGCCAUCUGCCUGUGCUACUGCCUGAUCGUGGCCAAGAUGCGGGCCGUGGCGCUGAGGGCCGGCUGGCUGCAGCGGCGCCGCUCGGAGAAGAAGAUCACCCGCAUGGUGCUGCUGGUGGUGACCGUCUUCGUGGCCUGCUGGCUGCCCUUCUACGUCGCCCAGCUGCUCAGCGUCUUCCGCCGGCCGCCGGACCCCGUGGUCAACCAGCUCUUCGUGGUCCUCAGCUACGCCAACAGCGGCGCCAACCCCAUCCUCUACGGCUUCGUCUCCGACAACUUCCGCCGCUCCUUCCAGCGCCUGGUGUGCCUGCGCUGGAUGGACAGCCGGCUGGACGCCGAGCAGGUGGACUACUGCGCCGUGGCGCUGCGCCGGCCGGUCCCCUGCGGGCCCCGGGCGUCCCCCAAGGAGCCGCUGGCCUCGGAGAUGGUCUACCACAACGGCACCUGCAACUCGCGCACCACCACCCUCUGAGCAGCGCCUCCCUCCCGGGGGGUUGGAAGGACGCCGCCAGGCCCGGACCUUAGCUCGCCAAAAUUUGUGUUUGUUUUUUUUUGCUAGGCUGUCCGACAGCUCCUCCUGCUGGCGGCUUGGACAGCUCUGAAAUCACGCAGAUCUUUUCCAUACCGGGGCAAGAAACAGCCGCCCCACUCUGAGGGAGAGUGGGCACGGCACAGGGAUGGUGGUGGUGGUGGGGGGUGAAUAUUUCUCAGCACCUCAAAGGGCAACUUUCAUCCUGAAGCUGUCCGUGUCCGUGGUCCUGCCUUUUACCGGUUGCUUGAAAGAAUUUGAAAGUUUUGCCAACGAAAAAAUCAAGUGCAGUAGAG